Messenger RNA from Schistosoma curassoni, 3434 nucleotides. The record is from the annotation of a GenBank genome assembly. Lineage: Eukaryota; Metazoa; Platyhelminthes; Trematoda; Strigeidida; Schistosomatidae.
GUUUAUCUGCGCUACCAGGGUCCAUCUUGGUCGGCUUCGGGACACACAUAUCGCUUCGUAACAAAGAAUGUCUGUCAUCAUUCGACUCCAAAACCUACCAAUUUCAGCAAACGCCUCAAAUAUUCGACGCUUUUUCAGCGGGUUAUCCAUUCCUGAAGGGGGCGUGCACAUCGUCGGGGGCACGGAAGGUGACGCAUUUAUUGCCUUUGCUACAGAUGAAGAUGCAAGAAAAGCUAUGCUGCUUGAUCGACAAACAAUCAACGGGGCAUCUGUUCGCCUGUUUCUGAGCAGUAAAGCCGAAAUGCAGUCAAUAAUCGAAUCUGCAAAAACUUCAGCCUUAUUUUCUAGUGGAGGAAAUCCGGUUUUAUCUCAAUCUAUCUCUCAAAAGACUGAAACUAUGCAUGCACUAGAUGUGACAGCUCCUACACUGCCCAGUUCCUUCCCAUCGUACCGUAAUGGAGCCACUCGUGAAUCAUUUGAUGAUUCCUCCAAGCAGUAUCCUUACACCUAUGGCAAAGGUGUAACCUUGGAUCCCCCUCGUGGACAAAUUGAAUCAGCUGAACGUAACAACCCGGACAAAUAUCCCGAAACUUUACCUCCAGAUAGACCUCAUUUUAGUCAGGAUCGAGAUUAUAGUUACAAUAACCAACCUAACAUGCAUUCAAGGUAUGAUGCGAUACGAGACUUCCCACCAACUAACGACUAUGGUCCAAGAGAUACAUACUUGAAUAACCGAGGUGACUUGGGACAUAGAUCUUAUCGCGAUGAUUACGAUUAUAGUAGGCACCCGCCAUCGAUUACUUCUGAAGACAACUUCGUCCCGAGAGGCAAAGACAAUGAAGGCAAAAGUAGUCCAAGGGACUCUUAUGCUGAUCCUUAUUCUGCGCUACACGUCUCGGAUGGUAUGACGACAGAUUAUGAUAAGUACCGUGCACAAUCUCCUAGAGUAUUCAAUGAUCGGUUCCCUCCACAUGAUAUUCAAUCACGUGAGUUUGGUCAUGGAAAUACCCACCCGUUUCCAUCAGAAUUUAGAAGUGGCCCGGGUUAUCCGCUUGAUCGUGAAACUGCAUGCACUGAUUCUAGGUUGCAAGAGGAACGCGAUUUUUCUGUUAGACCUCCGUGGCUCAACGAUAAUGCACCCGUUUCAGGACCAAAGCGUCCAUUCCAGCAUCAGACUUCAGACUUUGAAGAGUACCCACGAAAACGUCGACCACAACCCUCAUCAUAUACUCGCCCAUCUGACAUAGUGCCUGGAGAAACUGAUUACGUACUAAGAGUUUGUUUGCCCGCCCCAGAAGCUGGGAUAAAGACUGUUUUCGAAGUUUUACGUGGCGUCCAAGUUGUUCCAAAAUGGGGUAUCCGGGUUGAAGAAGAUUUGCUACAACGUCCCACUGGGUAUGUGUUUAUAAUGAUGACAACUCGUGAUUCGUAUGAACGGGCACUCAGUUUUAAUAAUCGUCCUCACAAAGGAGACGUGAUAAAAGUAGUCAAAUGCACUCUAAGUGAAUUUUACAGUGUUAGUGAUACAAACUUUACUUCAAAAUGCCCUCCAGAGGUUGCCAAAAAACUUCCACCACCUGAUCAGUUCUACCCUCCUCAUUACAACGAUGGUUGUCUUGAGCUAGCUGAGCUCCCAUCUGAUACCACCAAGACAGAAGUAGUUCGGUUUUUGGGUGCUCCUGGUCUAACUUGUGAAAAUGUUGUACUGGCUCGGUUCCCUCCAAAUGAUAAGUCUGCACCACGCAGUACCAACUUAACUAGGGCACUAGUUACGCUUCCUUCUGCAGAGGAUAUCAAAAUCCUUCUUUCUGCCAAACCACGGCCAUUUCGACCAGAUGUGGGACUUCCAUCAGUGCGCUUAACACCAAUAUCAAAGUUGCAAGUCACUGCUUAUUCAGCCUUAGCGAUCGGUAGUAAAUCUGAAAGUACUAAAGAAUCUAUCAAACCACCUGUUCCUCGUGAUGUCGAUUCGGAGCCUACUAAACCACCUGGUGGCUUUUUGACAUGUGCUUGUGUCAGUGGGUUUUCUCGCACAGUAAAAGAUUCUGAAGUUCUGAAUCUGUUUCCGUCCAUCCUAAUUCCUGGAGAUGCGGUACGGCUGGCUCCUGAUGCUAAUAUUGCUUUCAUUGAUUUUAUUAGUGAAAACAACUGUCGUCGUGCUGUAAAUGAAGCAUCGACUGAAGGUUCUAAGGCAAAACAGUCACAUCCAUCUCUUCAUAUAGAAGCCAUUUCUCGAGAGGAAAUGCUGAACCGUUUGGGUGCCGAUCCAAAAGAUGAACAACUCAACUUUGACAGACCUGGAAGAUCUCGUGACAGAGAUCCUCGGGAAUCCCGCAUCCAUUGGGAUCAACGCCAGCGUCCGUCACCUUCGAAUCCAUUUGAGAGCCGUCCCCCAAGUGUAGGCAGAGCUAAGUACGAUGACUCUUACUAUGACCGCCCUGCUGUACCUGCCCCUUUUGAUGACCAUCACGACUCCUUCCGUAGGUUCCGCCCGCCUGUGGAUAAUUUACAUUCUAUCCCACCACACCAAUCAGAUAUUUCAUCUGUUCCGAGACAACCUGUUCCUCUUCCACAUCGUCGCCCAGUUCCUGACUUUGUUACAGUUUUUGUCGGAAAUCUUCCACCCGCAUGUACAGUUGAUCAACUAGCUGGAAUAAUGCGGGAUUAUUACUUCGUUCCGGGUUCGAUAAGACUACGCCGUGAUCCUCAAGGGCAGUUUGUUGGUGAAGCGUUAGUUGAUUUCAAAACAAGUUACGAAGCUGAUAGGGCGCUCAGAGGACUAAAUGGAUAUCGAGUAGCCGGUCGACCCUUGGUAUUGCAUUUUGAUCACCGGAAGUGACAGUUUCGUGGACAUCGACCGAGGGACCUUAUGGCUUGUGGUGUUCUUUCAGCAUGGAUUCCUCACUAUAUUUCGUUUCAAUUGGAACUGAAUCAAUUCGUGUAUUUUUGUGAAGCAGUAGUCACAGUGUGUAGUUGACAGACUCUAAAUCAGCCUAUUACCAAUUCUUCAGUCCAAUGUGUCUUUUGUGUACAAACCUAUUCGAUCGAAAAAGAGCUUUUUUACUAUAGUUGCUCUAUGACUUUUCUACUCGUUUGACCUGUUGUUACCGUUGCCGUUAUGUGAUCGGGUUUUCCUAUUUGGCUCUAAAAUAAAUUCGGUUUGUCUGUAGUUUUAUUUGUGUUGAACGAGUGGAUUGUAGGGGUGUUUAUAUUUGGAUUUAGGGUUGAAAUGGUAAUGAAGCAGCAUAUUUAGUGAGAAUAGAAUACUUUUGCGUACACUGAAUUGAUGGAGGUUGUAUAGAUUUCAGUGAAUGUUUCGUAUGUUUCUUGACUUGACAUUGAUGGUUUUUAUAAAAGUAACAGUUGAUGGUUUUUUUCUCUUAUUAUUUGUACAUAGCGUAACUACAAUAAUACAAUAUCCUAUUAGGCUCAGU